Molecule: messenger RNA, 1974 nt
Organism: Drosophila biarmipes
Lineage: Eukaryota; Metazoa; Arthropoda; Insecta; Diptera; Drosophilidae
Gene: Bx42
Product: puff-specific protein Bx42
Exons: 3
Coding region: 167-1813 (548 amino acids)
Biological process (GO): mRNA splicing, via spliceosome
Cellular component (GO): spliceosomal complex
Source: RefSeq, a predicted model, not a curated record
AAGUAGCCAGCAGUCUGGCAACCCCGCGAGCGUACGCUUGUGUGUGUCUGUCCGUGUGCGUGCGUGUUUUUUUCCCAAUUUUCCAUUGUAUUUUGUGCUUGCAAAUCGAAGGAACGCAAAUAGGUUUUCACAUAGGAAUUAAGUCGCCAGACAGAAGCCAACCGACAUGUCGCUAUCCAGCCUGCUGCCCACGCCGACGAACGCGGUCUGGGACCGGGAGGACGAGCGUCGCCUGGCCGCCCGCGGAGCCCCGAAGAUCGGAGCCCUGGUCUCCGCCAAAAUCGCAGCUCCGCCGUACGGACAGCGCAAGGAUUGGAUUCCGCGCACGGAUGCCGACUUCGGCGACGGCGGUGCCUUCCCGGAGAUCCAUGUGGCGCAGUAUCCCCUGGGUCUGGGAGCACCAGGAAAUGUGGGCAAGAAAUCCGAUGCCCUCGCCGUUCGCCUGGACGACAAGGGAAAGGUCAAAUACGAUGCCAUAGCGCGCCAAGGACAUGGCAAGGACAAGGUGGUGUACUCGUCUAUCUCGCAACUGCUGCCUGCGGAGGUUUUGGCCGAAGAUGCGGAGGAACUUCAGCGACCGGACGAGGAAACAGUACUGGAGACCACCGAGGAGACUCGCCUGGCGCUAGAAAAGCUGACUAAUCAGAAGAUCACCUCGGCGUUGCCCGUGCGCCAUGCCCAGAAAGCGGGUCCAGCCCAGUACAUCCGCUACACGCCCUCACAGCAGGGUGAUGCCUUUAAUUCGGGCGCCAAGCAACGGGUCAUCCGAAUGGUGGAGGCGCAGCUCGAUCCGAUGGAGCCGCCCAAGUUCCGCAUCAACAAGAAGAUUCCACGUGGACCUCCCUCGCCUCCGGCACCCGUCCUCCACUCGCCGUCGCGCAAGGUGACGGUCAAGGAGCAGAAGGAGUGGAAGAUCCCGCCCUGCAUAUCCAACUGGAAGAACGCCAAAGGUUACACCAUUCCCCUGGACAAGCGUCUGGCAGCUGAUGGACGUGGUCUGCAGCAGGUGCACAUCAACGAGAAGUUCGCCAAGAUGGCCGAGGCACUGUACAUAGCCGAUCGCAAGGCUCGCGAAGCGGUCGAGGCCCGCUCCCAGCUGGAGAAGAAGCUGGCCCAGAAGGAGAAGGAGAAGAAGGAGGAUAUGCUGCGCAUGAUGGCGCAGCGGGCUCGCGAGGAGCGAGCGGGUCUACGCAAUCCAGAGGCAGCUGAGGCAUCGGGUCCCUCAGGUGGUGGAGGAGCCGAGGCGCGUGAACGUAACGAUUUGCGCGCGGAACGGCAACGGGAACGCCAGCGCGACAGAAAUUUGCAGCGGGCGGCCCCGGAAAAGCGGUCGAAACUGCAGAGGGAGCGGGAGCGCGACAUCUCCGAGCAGAUCGCUCUGGGUUUGCCCGCCAAGAGUGCCGGCAAUGGCGAAACCCUAUUCGAUCAGCGCCUCUUCAACACCACCAAGGGCAUGGACUCCGGUUACGGGGAUGACGAGGCGUACAAUGUGUACGACAAGCCCUGGCGCGAUUCCAACACACUGGGCGCCCACAUCUACCGACCCAGCAAGCAGACAGACAGCGACAACUACGGCGGUGAUCUAGAUGCCAUUGUAAAUACCAAGCGUUUUGUGCCAGACAAACAGUUCUCUGGUGCAUCCCGUGAUGCGGCCGCAGGUCAGCGGAGUGGGCCCGUGGAGUUCGAGAAGGAGGAGGAUCCCUUCGGUCUGGAUCAGUUCUUGAACAUGGCCAAAAAGGCGCCCAAGCGAGCCGAGGAGAAGAACAACGAGCGCAGCAGCCAUUCGGAUCGCAAGCGCAGCAGGCGCGAUUAGAUAAAAGCUUUAGCGUGACGAUCACAAUCAUUGCUGCAACCACGUCAUCAUCAUCAUCGUAUACACUAUCAUCAUCCACCAACCAAACAAACUUUUUUUAACUACUCCAAAAACUUGGCGAGAAUUUCAAUAAUAAUCACAGGAUCUUGACAUAACACAAA